GAAUGGGCAUCUGUCUUUACCGUCGUCGCCGUUAUGUGCAACCAGUAUACUCCCUUGCACCGAGAUGCUCUAUCCCACGCUCAAUGGUUUGACAUAAUGACCAGCGUCGGUGGUUAUACAUCGGCACAAAUGAAGAUGCCAAAUAUUGGCAUUGAAAUUGCCUAUGAUGCAGGUGUCAUGGCUGGCACCUCGGGAAGAAUUGUUAGGCAUGGGGUUAACUGGAUGAACGGCGAUCGAGUUGGCUGGGUGUGGUACAUGAGGGAUGAUAUUCAUGAAUUU
Messenger RNA from Suillus discolor, 279 nucleotides. RefSeq lists its product as uncharacterized. NCBI's taxonomy places the organism in Eukaryota, Fungi, Basidiomycota, Agaricomycetes, Boletales, Suillaceae. The annotation marks the transcript as partial. The record is from RefSeq and is a predicted model, not a curated record. The transcript has a single exon.